Molecule: messenger RNA, 2190 nt
Organism: Phaeoacremonium minimum UCRPA7
Lineage: Eukaryota; Fungi; Ascomycota; Sordariomycetes; Togniniales; Togniniaceae
Product: putative non-imprinted in prader-willi angelman syndrome region protein 2 protein
Exons: 2
Coding region: 1-2190 (729 amino acids)
Biological process (GO): magnesium ion transport
Cellular component (GO): membrane
Molecular function (GO): magnesium ion transmembrane transporter activity
Source: RefSeq, a predicted model, not a curated record
AUGGAUCCCGCUCACAUUCUCACCGGGGCCCAUGAGAUCUAUGCUCGCUCCGGGGGGCUCACCGAUUCAACCGAUGAGCGACCACCCGUCUUCAAGGCGAUCGGUAUCUCCCUCGCCGUAGGCUCAGGCGCGUUCAUCGGAACAUCUUUUGUUCUCAAGAAGGUGGGCCUGCUCAAGGCCAACGAGAAGUAUAACGAGGUUGCCGGCGAAGGCUAUGGCUACCUCAAGAAUGCCUACUGGUGGUCGGGCAUGACAUUGAUGAUCCUGGGCGAGGUUUUGAACUUUGUGGCAUAUGCCUUUACGGAUGCCAUUCUUGUCACGCCGCUCGGGGCCCUGAGCGUCGUCAUCACAACCGUCCUGUCCGCCAUCUUCCUAAAGGAGCGACUGAGCAUGGUCGGCAAGGUGGCUUGCUUCCUCUGCAUCGUCGGUUCCGUCGUCAUCGUCAUGAACGCUCCCCAGGAAUCCUCCGUCGCCAACAUCCAGCAGAUGCAGAAGUUUGUCAUUGCGCCCGGCUUUCUCUCCUACGCCGGUGUCAUUAUUGUUGGCUCCGCCAUCGUUGCCUUUUGGUUAGGUCCCAAGUACGGCAAGAAGAACAUGCUGGUCUACAUUUCUAUCUGCAGUUGGGUCGGAGGACUCAGUGUGGUGGCAACUCAGGGCCUCGGCGCCGCGAUCGUGGCGCAGAUAGGGGGCACCCCACAGUUCAACCAGUGGUUCCUAUACGUUCUGCUGGUGUUUGUGAUUGGAACGCUGUUGACAGAGAUCAUCUUCUUGAAUAAAGCCCUUAACCUCUUCAAUGCCGCUCUUGUCACGCCUACCUAUUACGUCUAUUUCACCAGUACCACUAUCAUCACAUCAGCUGUCCUAUUUCGAGGCUUCAAAGGCACGGCAACAUCCAUCGUCACCGUUGUCAUGGGCUUCUUGACCAUCUGCUCUGGAGUCGUCCUCCUCCAGCUCUCCAAGUCCGCCAAAGAUGUACCCGAUGCGGCCGUCUUCUCAGGUGAUCUGGACCAGAUUCACACAAUUGCCGAACAAGAGCAGCCAGAAACAGAGCCCAAGGCUGAUGCCAUCCGUGGCGCUGCCGCCAUUGUCAGGCGCUUCUCUGUUGCACGACAGAACAUGGAGGUGGAGGAGCUCAAGCGACUUCAUGAGGAGAAAGAACGAGAGCGGCUGGAGCCUGUCAGCGAAGAUGGGUCGACAUUUGAGUGGGAUGGCCUGCGCAGGCGGAAGACGAUAAUCGGCAGCCAGCGAUCGAGAGCCAUGACCUCCCCCAAUCCAUUUACACCUGCACCGCCGAUGCCGCAUCCUCCCCUUGGAAUGUCGCAUUUCCCCACUGACGACGAGCUGGCCGAGCACGAUCGGCCCACCUCUCCAGGCGCCCUCUCCAGCAUUGUAGGCACGAUCCGAAGUCGUGCAAAAAGUGCAUUACUACCCGGCCAUCCGGACUUCCGCGCCAACCAAGAUCCCACCAAGGUCCAGAGCCCAAUGCACCCUGUUCAGUUGACCGAGAUCUCGGUCCAUGGCCAAAAGUCUGGCGAUGAUGUUUUCUACGGGCAGGGCGGUUACGGUCUCCCUGGCGGCAAAACGGAGUACGAGGGCUCGGGGGCUAGCCUCUCGAGCGGCCGCCGAGUGCAAUUCGGCGGAGACAACCGCCAGGCAUCACAGGGCAGCAUGGCCAGCAGCCAGCUGGCGCCGCCCACACCACCGCCCCAUUCCGCUCGCCGUCAGUUCUCCUUUCAAAACGUCUUUAGGCGGCAUCAACAACAAGCUGGUACCGGAGAGGACGGGGCACAGGACCCUCCGCCGAGUCGCCCCUUUGCUCGUCCCGGCAUAUCAAGCCGAGGAUACUCGAACCCGCAUGUCAAGGGCGCUACGGAAGAGGAGCGAUUGGGCCUUGUCAAGGGUGACUCACAUAGCAUGCCUGCUCUGCCGACGUAUGAUGACGAGGAGGCUGAGGAGGCCGAGCCAUAUACCGAUGAUAAAACGGCAAGAUACGGCCGUGGCAUCACAAACAGUCCGCCGCGCAGAGGGAGCAACGAGAAAGAGACGGACGCCCAACUAACAGACUACGAGGAGAGCGCGAGAAGGUGGCAUGAGAUCCGGGACGGAAGCCGGGAUGCCGCGCCUCCUCCUCCUCCGCCGGGUGGAAGAAGGAAUAGCCCGCCUAGUGGCGGUGAUGGCGCUUUCAUCUAG